AUGACGGCGUGCAUCGCCGAGGCGGGCGGCGGCCUGCCUUGGAAUGUAUGGCAAGAGAUUCUGCUAUAUGCCGUGUACCAGGAUCCUUGUGGCGCACGUCGAGCUGCUAUCCGCCUCGCGCCCACGUGUCGAGCCUGGUUCACGCUGAUGUACUCGCGCAUCGUGCUGCCGACCCUCUACUUACACACCCCACGCCAUGCGAUUCAAUGCGCGCAGGCCCUCGCAUCGAACCAGCUGGGUCUCGGAGCGAUCGCUCAGCAAGUGACACGUGCCAUCUACAUUCGCGAUACCGAGCAACGGCCGGCGCUCUACGACGACGCGAUGCACACGCGCCGACUUGCGACUACUCUUCACCACCCUCCAAAAAUGCUGCAAGCACACAAUGGCGAUGGGCUUGACAUGUCGCAUACGCGUGCGACGCUGCAGCAGAUAACGUGCCUGCAAAGCGCCUGGGCUGGCGACGUCAAUGAUACCUUGUGGCUGCCUUGUCCUGCACCAUGGCAGGCUCUUACGCACGUCCAGCUUCACGGACCACGCUUCCGGUGUACGCCACGCGUAGCGCGUGCGUUGGCGCACUUGCCUACGCUUACGCACUUGGCCCUCGUUCUCCCGACAGUCCUUGACGAGCAAGGCGGUCGUGAUGCGCGGCCCGUGCUGCAGAUUUUGUGCACUGAAGCACAGACCUUGCAAUGCCUUCUUGUGCUGGGGCACGAUGAGCCUCAUUGGAUGGGCGCUACGCGGCAUAUUCGACCUGCGCUACCGUACCUUACUCGCCCCGCCACGCUGCCUUCGUUGCGAUGCGGUCUGAUUACUGCGAUGCGUCUUGACGACAAGGAAUGGCAGCCAGGUACACGAGCUCAUGCUUCCGUGUUUAGUGCAUGGAUGAUGCAGCGUAUGCGGCAAGGAACACAUUGGUCGUUCUUGGAUGCGCGUGAUCCGGGCAUGGACGACACCAUGGCGUACGACGUAGCAUCGUUUGUCGUGCCCCCUGCUAUAGAUACCCCUGUACAUUAG
Messenger RNA from Malassezia pachydermatis, 1014 nucleotides. RefSeq lists its product as hypothetical. The coding region runs from base 1 to 1014 and encodes 337 amino acids. The record is from RefSeq and is a predicted model, not a curated record. The transcript has 2 exons. NCBI's taxonomy places the organism in Eukaryota, Fungi, Basidiomycota, Malasseziomycetes, Malasseziales, Malasseziaceae.